Molecule: messenger RNA, 3557 nt
Organism: Cylas formicarius (sweet potato weevil)
Lineage: Eukaryota; Metazoa; Arthropoda; Insecta; Coleoptera; Brentidae
Product: prominin-1
Exons: 21
Coding region: 1-3054 (1017 amino acids)
Cellular component (GO): membrane
Source: RefSeq, a predicted model, not a curated record
AUGAAUUUUUCGUGGUUUUUCGUAUUUUGCGGAGGUAUCCUCAUCGGCAUAGAUUACGCCUUAUUGGAGGCGAUGAUGGAGCAAACAUGUAACGGGACAUUGUGGUGGUUUGGAAUAAAUAAAACCGGAUGUGUGACGGGAAGUACAUCUGUGACAAGUUUCAGUUUGCUGACCGCGCGUUUAUCCACUACCCCCGUUCCAACUAACAUCGAAGUCACCACUAACCUACAAAUCCAAUCGAACAAAGAAACUAGUUCUGGGUUAGAAUUCUUGGAUGUUCCCGAGGGCGAUGAUAUGCGAAUUCAGGAACUGAAACUAGAAGAGAAAUACCCUUUAUUUGAAUUAUUUUCGACAUUGGUUAGUUACUUACAACCAUCCGAAUUUCCAUCAGAUUUACUUAGGCAAAUACUUCAGUUUGAAACACCAAUUCCUGAACUGGCAUAUCAGGUACUCUUUUCAUUAAAUUGGCAAAGCUUGCUCCACUGGUUACAAGAAAUACGUCCUGCAAAGUGCAUUUUGCGUUUUCAGAUUAUCAAGCUCGAUAAGGUUUCGUUUAGCUUUAUAUUAUUCUGGGGAAUGGUCUCUCUUUGUUUACCAUUCUCCGUUUUAAUAUACUUUUGCUUCGCAAUGGACACGGGGCGAUUUAACGACAGAUUAUUAAACAACGACAGGAAAAACACGAUAAAGAAGAGCUGUGGAUACCUGCUGCACAUUUUCCUCGUAUUGCUGCUGUGUCCGAUGAUCUUCAUAAUGGCUGCCAACGAGCAAAUAUCUCGGUCUUUAACCAAAUCUCCAGAGAUAGUGGGGAUCAUCUACGAGGAUUUAUACACCUUCAUAAGAAAUUCGCACAUGCAAAUCUCAUUUGUGGCGACAUCUUCAACGGAUAUUGCCAUCGAGGCGAUACGAAAAGAUUUAGAUGAGAUCGAUCGGUUGGUGGGCGUAACUUAUCAGCAAGAGAUGGCGUCGGAAACUGGAAUGGACGUAGAGCUUCCAAACCUAGAGCGCUUACAAAUCGAAACCGCUUCUGCUGCCUCAAUUGCUUUGGAUCUCUUGAGAGAUUGCGAGGCUGCCGGAAAAGCUGCAGAGGUACUGAAAACUCAGCUAAAAGAUAUCGCCUUCCGCCUCAUGGUUCUGAAGCAGCAGUGCUCCAUGAGAGAUAGCGCGCUGUGCCAGACGCUGCAGUUUACUGGGUACGAGGUGUCUUUACCGCUCGAUAAUAUAACCUACGACGACAAGGUGUUGCAACUACAACGCCUGUAUAACGAAGGAGAUUUCAACCAGAGCAUCGAAUAUACGCGAAGAAGUUUUUCCUCGAUUCCAGAAGACGUUGCCUUCCAUGCAGCUCAAUUCGUUGCAGAUAUGAAAUCGUUGUUGAGUAAGAAGCGAACACAGAUUUUCCAUUCGACGCACGAUCUUGACGUUUUGGUCCGGUCGAUAUCCCAAGAAAUCAAAUCAUACGAGGAGGCCGCGUUUUUGCUAGCUCAAAAGGCUCUCGAUUGGGAUACAUGGCGUUGGAUUGUUGGCUUAGGAGUAGCAGUAACAUUAAGCAUAAUAUGGGGAUUGUUUUUAUGCGGAGCACCUUGCGGAUGCGGUUUCGUAUCUAAAACCGUCACGGUAUUGAAGUGUGGAUUAACGCUGGCAAGUACCUCUUGCCUUCUGAUGUGGCUGUUGGGAAGCCUCUCGCUACUCAUCGGAAGUAACAGUCAGCUUUUGGUUUGCCUACCAUUUUACGAUCACCCCCGGUAUAAUUCUCUAAGUCAAUUGUAUGAUGCCGGCGGAGUCUUUUACCCAGAAUCCGGCCUUUUCGGACGCUUUAUCAAAGGCAGCGACGACUUGCAAGUUGCCAACGUUCUAAAAGCUUGCCAAAGGGAACACGCGGCGUAUGCGACGUUUGGCAUCGAGGAUCGAAUUAAUCUCGAAAAAAAUCUCAACUUCAAAGGAUGGAACGACAUGGAAACAUUGCUUUACAACUUCACAUCGUCCGAAAGCCAUUACGAAAUUCUGAGUCCGGCCCUGCAAGUGAAUCUCCAUAUCCUCUCCUCGAUAACGUCAACUAACUUCUCCGCUCAUCGAUUGGAAUUCAGCACCGGCGUAACGAAAAAGGACGUUGGUUCUUUCGCCGACCAGAUAAACACCGUAGCUAGGCAGUUGAGCGACCCAGUCGUGGCCAGAAAGUUCGAUAAUUUGGCCUUCGACCUCAGGAAAAUCGUUGACGACGAGCUUCGAACGGUGUCCCAGAUCCGCGGUCGCAUUCUGUACAAACUGACCAACCUGGAGGUCAUUCUGUCGCCCCUGAACAGACAUGUGAAGCAGUCACUGUCGCAUCUCAAAAGUAUCCAGUUCUUUAUCGACAGCCGCGGAUGGCAAACCGCUCAAAAGGUUAGAGGUCAAUUCGUCAAAAGGAUUGAAAACCAUUUGGAAAAGCUUUAUACGUACGUGAGCACUAAAAUCAACAAAGACGUAGGAAAAUGUCGUCCGCUUUGGGACAUUUUCCACGCUUCAAGAUUUUUCUUGUGCAAACUUAUUGUGGACCCAAUGAAUGGUAUAGCGGUUUGCAGCGUUUUUGUCAUUUUCAUUUUCGUCGGCAUCGCACCGAUCGUCAUCAAAUUGAUCAAGCUAUACAGGAAAGAACGAGAUGAAAGUAUCUCGACCCCAAUUUCGCGUGAUUCAUCCGAUGGUUUACUUAUCGAGGACGAGGCCAUAUGGACGACGCCUCCUCAACAAUCGCCCCUACAACCAGUACACGCUCUCGAAUGGUCUAUCCCAGCGUUACCUAGUAUGCACAUUCAGGAACCGAUAAUUCCAAGCCCUCCCAGGCCGCCCUCAACAGUGUCGAGGCGUAUAUCAGCGGUCAGAAUUCCGCAGAUUCCUUUUGUCUCCAGGAUGAAAUCUCCAAAACUAGCCGAUAUGGCCACCACCGUGGCAGGGAUCAGGAGGAACCUCCCAAAAGUAUCGAGGACGAGGGCUCCACGAAGAGGUGGACACGAGUCAUUAAAACUAAUUGAACCGAUUCACUGGAAAUCCGGAUCCACAACACCAGGAAGUUGGAUAUGAAUUACUGUUAGUGGAAAAAUCUAGUUUAAAAAAAAUCAAAAUAAACUGAAAAGAAUUUGAAGACUUUCUUUCUUCUGUUGGGAAUUAGUUUUAUUAUUAGCUAACGAAAAAAAUGAAGUCAAUGAAACUAAGUAACCAGAGUUAGAAUCAUUUGGUUUGUACCAAAAAGUAUAAGAUAGAGGGAAGGACGCAUAUACUGUUACGAAUGACAUCUAUUAUUUAUGUCCAAGUACUAAAGUACUGUCAUGGCGGUUUAGAGUAGUGCGUCACACUGAAAAUACUACAGUAGCUUGUAGCUUAUUAUAUUUUAAUCAAAAAAAAAAAUUAAAACUAUUUCGACAUAAUUUUUUUUUUUCACAUUUCGCCUUUGAAAGUUUGAAUUGAAUUGUUUUCAGGACUGGACACAAUCACUAGAGGCGUUAAAACUCGUGUAGGCCACUAAUGGGAGCUUUUCCCUCUAUCUUAUACUCUUUGGUUUGUACAUUAGGGGAGACCGCGGCUAG